Molecule: messenger RNA, 1448 nt
Organism: Trichomycterus rosablanca
Lineage: Eukaryota; Metazoa; Chordata; Actinopteri; Siluriformes; Trichomycteridae
Gene: ngfrb
Product: nerve growth factor receptor b
Exons: 6
Coding region: 41-1294 (417 amino acids)
Biological process (GO): Rho protein signal transduction
Cellular component (GO): cell surface; plasma membrane
Molecular function (GO): nerve growth factor binding; death receptor activity; coreceptor activity
Source: RefSeq, a predicted model, not a curated record
GGACGCGCAAAAGAACCAAUCUUGCCAAACCAGAGGGAUCAUGUGCGCUCUGAUCCUGGCAGUGUUAUUAGGAGCGGCCGGCGUGUUCUCGGCUCAGGAGACGUGUAACUCGAGAGAGUACACCACCAGCGGAGAAUGCUGCAAACAGUGCCAGCCGGGCGAGGGCAUGGUCAAGCCAUGCGGAGACACGCAGACCGUGUGUGAACCGUGCCUUGACAGUGAGACGUUCUCGGAGAACUUCAGCCACACGGAGCGCUGUAUGCCCUGUACGCGCUGUGAAGGUCUGUUACGUAUGGAGACUCCGUGCACGGACGCCAACGACGCCAUAUGUGCGUGUGAUUACGGCUACUUCCUGUCUUCGGUAAAUGGGCAGUGCCAGGUGUGUACGGCAUGCGCGGUGGGCAGCGGCGUCCUGAUACGCUGUAAUUCGUAUAAAGACACCAGAUGCGAGCUGUGCCAGGACGAUACGUACUCGGACACGGAGAGCUCCUUCGACCCGUGUCUGCCGUGCACCAUCUGUGAGGAGCAGGUGGAGCUGGAGCACUGCACCUCCAUCACUGACACCGUCUGUGAAGCGGAGGAUUACACUCUCCAGAACUCGUCCAGCUCACCGUUCCCAUCUGCGGAACCAUCCACGACCCUCUUUAAUUUUACUGAACUAACAUCAGAGAGUCCACCAGAGAGUCCACCCGAAUCCACCGACAGCAGUUCCACCCCCGGCCCCGGACCCAAGAAACUGGGCAUCGGGUUUGGUGAUAACCUGAUUCCCCUGUACGCCUCUAUCGUACCGGCGGUGCUGCUCGGUCUCGUCGCCUUUAUCGUCUUCAAACGAUGGAAGAGCUGCAAACACAACAAACAGGACAGCGCUAACCGCUCAGGUACGGCUAACACCAGCCAGACGCCGUCACCCGAGGGAGAGAAACUGCACAGCGACAGCGGCAUCUCAGUGGACAGUCAAAGUCUACAGGACGGUCAGGGGAUGCCACACACAGUGGUGAAGAUCGACGGUGGCCUGAAUCUGCCGCUGCACACGUGCGAAGAGCUGGAGAAGCUUCUGGAUCACGAGGGUCCGCUGGAGAGCGAGUGGUCCACCCUGGCCGGCCUGCUGGGGUACGAAGACGAUCGCAUCGCUUCCUUCGGCCAGGAGGAACGGCCCAUCCAGGCGCUGCUGAGUGACUGGGCUAGCCGCGACUCGGCCAGCGUGGACGCGCUGUGUGUGGCGCUCAGGAAGAUCAACAGAGAGGAUCUGGCUCAGAGCAUCAUGCCCAAGUCCACGGCUACGUCCGCCGUGUGAGGGAAGCCUCGCUUCUGCUCAUCAAGCCAUACGCCAUGCUAAUAAACAAGCCCUAGAUAUGCUAACCGACCGCUCAGCAUGUUCAUUUAAAUGCUACAUGCCUCACGCCUUUAAACCGCGGCUGAACUCUGGACACAGUUGGAUGUUUAGUUUG